Molecule: messenger RNA, 1220 nt
Organism: Cynara cardunculus var. scolymus (artichoke)
Lineage: Eukaryota; Viridiplantae; Streptophyta; Magnoliopsida; Asterales; Asteraceae
Product: probable E3 ubiquitin-protein ligase RHY1A
Exons: 3
Coding region: 187-924 (245 amino acids)
Source: RefSeq, a predicted model, not a curated record
GUGAAUCUUGCUUCAAACUCAAAUCACCUUUACCAAAAUCAUAAAGUUACCACCCUUUUAUUACACUCUGAUUCAUCACUUCAACGCACAAUUUUCAAGUUCAAGUUCAAGUUCCAGUUCCUUCAAUUUUGGCUUUAAAAUGAUGCGAUUUGUUCUAAUCAGGGGUUUCUCUUAGAUACUGUUUGAAUGACGAGUGCUUCGAAGCUAUUUCACAAUAGGAGGAUUCAGUUUGGUCGUCGCAGCAGCACCGUUGACGAUAUAGAAUCAGAUUUCUCACCAGCUGAUGGGAAUUCCUACCGCCGCACCACCAGUAACCGUCGUCAUCAUCAGCUUAACAGCCGCAAAGACCGCCAGGAUCCCGGUGGCUGUAACCCUCCCACGCGCCGUAUCCACCGCAAUCGCCUCUCGGAACACGAGGUAAGUCAGCUGGAACCUCCGUCUGGAAGCAUUAUCAUCAAUUCAGACGAUUUCAGAAGCAUACGCAGAUGGGGAAGCACCGCGAAUGAUAGGCUUCCUGGAGUUGUAUUACUUGCAAGGGAAAGACUUGUUGAAAGAUUGAGAGGCGUCCAUGUUUCCGAAAACAGGCAAAACAGCAGCAGGUCUUCUUCAUCAAGCAUCCAUCAGGAGGACAGUAGGCUUAUUGAAACAGACAAUAACCUGGUGGAAGUAAUGGCUCCUCCUGGACUUACUGAAAAUGCUAUAAACCAGUUAUCGAUAACGGUUUUCAGGAAUGUUGAAGAAGAGAAAGAAAGGUCCUCAAGGGAGUGUAGUAUUUGUCUUGAAGGUUUUGAGGAAGGUGAUGAACUCAUAAACCUGGCUUGCAUGCAUGGGUUCCAUUCCUGCUGCUUGUUUCCAUGGAUUGAGGUUUGUGGUGCCUGCCCAAACUGUAGAAAAACUCUACUUGUAACUAUUAAGACUAAUUAACUUGUUUUCUUCAUCAUAAUCCCUACUGCCUGCCUGCCCUUUUUGGGGAUCAGUUUCAUUUGACUAAACUGAAUAUAUAUAUAUAUAUAUAGAGAGAGAGAGAGAGAAAGAGAGAGAGAGAGAGAGAGAGGUGUUUAUGCUUGUAAUAGUUGGUGAAGGUGAUUCAGAGGGGUUUUAUUUAGUUGUGUACAAGGGAAGGUUGACAAAGUGUAUGUCGAUGGUAUUUUUAUGAAUAGGAGGAUACUUUGUAUGACAUUCAGCAUGAGCAUGCUAACAGGGAGUGUACAUUUGGCUUA